Molecule: messenger RNA, 1453 nt
Organism: Dromiciops gliroides (monito del monte)
Lineage: Eukaryota; Metazoa; Chordata; Mammalia; Microbiotheria; Microbiotheriidae
Product: cytochrome P450 2C44-like
Exons: 6
Coding region: 52-1029 (325 amino acids)
Biological process (GO): xenobiotic metabolic process
Cellular component (GO): cytoplasm; intracellular membrane-bounded organelle
Molecular function (GO): oxidoreductase activity, acting on paired donors, with incorporation or reduction of molecular oxygen, reduced flavin or flavoprotein as one donor, and incorporation of one atom of oxygen; iron ion binding; heme binding
Source: RefSeq, a predicted model, not a curated record
AGAUCAAGUUUUUGAUCUGAUACCUAGUCUAGCUUUGGCCAGAUUGAUGCAAUGGAGCCCUGGGGAUUCACCACUCUCACCAUUGUGGUUUGUGUCUCUUUCUUGGUUAUUUUGUCACUGUGGAGAAAGGAUUAUAAAGGAAGGAAGCUGCCACCUGGGCCAGCUCCUCUCCCCAUCAUUGGGAAUAUGCUACAGCUAGACAAGAAGGAUCUCUCCAAGUCUCUCUGCAAGCUAUCUGAAAAGUAUGGUCCUGUGUAUACUGUGUAUUUUGGGUCUCAGCCAGUAGUGAUUAUUCAUGGCUACAAGGCACUGAAGGAAGCUCUGAUUGAUCAGGGAGACAUUUUUGGAGAAAGGGGAAAAAUUCCAAUAUUUGAUGACAUUUACAAAGGACAUGGAAUUACUUUUGGCCAUGGAGAAAAGUGGAAACAAAUUCGCCGAUUUUCCCUAAUGACUCUGAGGAAUUUUGGUUUGGGGAAAAGGAGCAUUGAGGAACGUAUCCAAGAGGAAGUUCAGUUCCUUUUGGAAGAACUGAGAAAAACAAAUAGUGAACCUUUUGACCCAACCUACAUUUUUGGAUGUGCCCCUUGCAAUGUUAUCAGCUCUAUCCUCUUCCAUGAGCGUUUCAACUAUGACAAUGAGAAAUCCUUAUCUAUGAUGAGGAUAUCAAGUGAAAACUUGAUUCUACUGAACACUCCAAUGGCUCAGGGCACAACUGUGUUCCCAUGUCUUUCCUCUGCCUUGUGUGACCCAAAAGAAUUCCCCAACCCACAUCAGUUUGACCCAGGACACUUCCUGAAUGAGGAUGGAAGUUUUAAGAAGAGUGACUACUUCAUGGCUUUUUCCAUAGGAAAACGAGCCUGUUUAGGAGAGGGCCUGGCCAAAAUGGAAUUGUUUUUAUUCCUGGUCACCAUUCUGCAAAACUUUACCCUCAAGAGUAUCACUGAUCCAAAAGAAAUCAACAUCAAGCCACAUUCUACUGGACUUGUUACUGUUCCUCCAAAGUUCCAGCUCUGCCUUUUACCUCGCUAAGAGAAAGUCACCUUUCAAAUCUACCCUAUUGCUUUCUCACCGAGAUCCCAAUUUUCUUAUCUCUUGAAACUAAUCAACACUAUUGAGAGGAGAUUCAAUAGUUAUUUUCUUUGAACAGUGGCCAAAUCUUAUACAUGUGAAAGAGGAAAGACAUUAGAUUAAAGAACUCCUUGUAUACAUUCAUGUCAGUGGGUAGCAUUAUAGAAUAGCAUGAAGACGCCCUGAGCAUCUAUGGGCUCUAAACCAUAUUUAGGAGAUUUUAGUUCAAAAACAGCUGCUCCAUUUGUUCACAUUGAAGUGCACUGUGUGCCAUAAUCCAUUUUUUUCUUUAAGAAUUAUAUCUUGGAGGUGGCAGCUAGGUGGUGCAGUGGAUAAAAUGCUGGCCCUGGAUUCAGGAGGACCUGCGUUCAAAUCCAGCCUCAGA